AUGAAGCUCAAUCUCAUUGCGCUUUUCCUUUUUAUAUUCAGCUUCGCAGCUGCGUCUCCAGUAGCAGAGCCCGACGAAGUAGACGGCCUUGAAGCUCGUGACGCUGACAUAUACGAGAAAGGCCUCUACGAACGUGACUCAAGCCCGGAGCACUUCCAGCACGACCACAAAUGCAACCAGCAAGAGAGCCGGUGUGAGCCAGGCCAUUGGAACUCGAACAGCUGCAAGUGUAAUGGUAAAUGGUGCGACCAAUUUGAUCCCAAUUGCAACAACUGGAGCUGGAACAAGUGCAAAUGCAUAAAGAAGUGCGAUGGCCCGGACCGCCAUUGCAAGCCCGGUGACUGGGACUGGAAUAGCUGUCGCUGCAAGGGCAAGUGGUGUGGUAAUUACGACUCCAACUGCAAUAACUGGAGCUGGAACAAGUGCAAAUGCAAGAAAGUCUGCAACGAAGCUGACCGCCAUUGCAAGCCCGGUGACUGGGACUGGAAUAGCUGUCGCUGCAAGGGCAAGUGGUGUGGUAAUUACGACUCCAACUGCAACAACUGGAGCUGGAACAAGUGCAAAUGCAAGAAAGUCUGCAACGAAGCUGACUGCCAUUGCAAGCCCAGUGAUUGCGACUGGAAUAGCUGUCGCUGCAAGGGCAGGUGGUGUGGUAAUUACGACUCUAACUGCAAAACGUGGAACUGGGAUAAAUGCCAGUGUAAGAAGGUCUGCCAUCAAGCAGAUCCUCACUGCAAACCACAGGACUGGGAUUGGAACAAUUGUCGCUGUAGAGGCAAAUGGUGCGACAACUUCCAGCCUAAUUGCAACAACUGGAAUUGGGAUAAUUGCAGGUGCAAGCACCACAAGUCCUAG
Molecule: messenger RNA, 855 nt
Organism: Aspergillus oryzae RIB40
Lineage: Eukaryota; Fungi; Ascomycota; Eurotiomycetes; Eurotiales; Aspergillaceae
Exons: 2
Coding region: 1-855 (284 amino acids)
Source: RefSeq, a predicted model, not a curated record